AUGAAUUUUACAAUUAAUUGUCUCAAAUUAAUAAAACUACUUUCUGUUAUAAUAUUAUUUUUACCAACAAAAUGUUAUUCAUUAAAUGAAACCUUAAUUAGAGAAGCUAAAAAAGAAACUGAUGAACAAAAAUUAUUAUAUUAUUUAUUAUAUAAUUAUGAAAAAUCUGUUAGACCGGUGAAGAAUGCCUCUAAUCCUAUUGUUGUUAGACUAGGCUUAACAUUAACAAAUAUUUUUGAAAUGGAUGAAAAAAAUCAAGUAUUAACGAUAAAUGUAUGGUUAGAUCAAGAAUGGACAGAUGAAUUAUUAACAUGGAAUCCAAAAGAUUUUGGUGGUAUAACAUCAAUAAGAAUUCCUUGUGAUUUAGUUUGGUUACCAGAUAUUGUAUUAUAUAAUAAUGCUGAUGAUUAUACUGCUGGUUAUAUGAGAGCCAGAAUUAUGCUUCAAUAUGAUGGUAAAGUUUUUUGGCCACCACCUACACAAUUAAGAAGUACAUGUAGAAUAGAUGUUAGAUGGUUUCCUUUUGAUACACAAUAUUGUUCCUUAAAAAUGGGUUCUUGGAGUUAUCAUGGAUUUCAAGUUGAUAUUACUAAUAGAAGUGAAAAUGUUGAUUUAACUAAUUAUGUACCUUCUGGUGGAUUUGAUUUAGUUAAAGUACAUCAAAAAAGACGUGUUGCCACUUAUACAUGUUGCCCAGAGCCUUACCCAGAUGUUACUUUUUAUAUACAUAUCAGAAGAAAAACACUUUAUUACAUGUAUAAUGUAAUAUUUCCUUGUAUUAUGAUGUCUAUUUUAACAUUACUUGUUUUUUAUCUUCCACCGGAUUCUGGAGAAAAAGUAGCAUUAGGAAUUACAACAUUACUUGCUUUUUCUGUUUUUGUAUUAGCUAUUGCUGAACAAAUGCCUGAAACAAGUGAUUCAAUGCCAUUAAUUGCAAUAUAUUUAACACUUGUUAUGGUAAUGACUUCUAUAUCAGUUGUAAUGACAGUUAUGGUAUUAAAUCUUCAUCAUCGUGGUCCUUUUAAUAAACCAGUUGGACCUAAAGUUAAAUAUUGGAUACUUAAAAGAUUAAAAAAAUUUUUAAAUAUGCAUUUACCUAAUUUAACAUUAGCAGAACAUCAACGUGAAAGUACUAGAAAAAAGAAAAAAGAAACUUCUGGUCUUAGUAAUUUAACACCAGUAGCUUCAAUGCUUUUUCAAAAUAGCUUGUCAUUAUUGGCAGGAAAAGAUAAAUCUACAUUAGAUUAUGAAUUAUUAAAUAAUGAUAUUGAAAGAUGUAGAAAAAAUGCUGCACCAGAUAAUGAUUCUGGUGCUAGAUUAUUAACAGCUAUACAACAUUUAUUAAAAAAACAUGAAUUAGAAGAACAAUAUCAAAUUGUAGCUGGAGAAUGGAAACAAGUAGCACAAGUUAUAGAUAGACUAUUAUUUUGGGUAUUUUUAUUUGCUACUGUAAUUAUAACAUCAACACUUUUGGUAAUACUUCCUUUAAUUAAUUAUUCUUUCGAGUCAGAAGAUUUAGAUGAAUCGUUAUAUGGUUUACAUUGA
Molecule: messenger RNA, 1545 nt
Organism: Strongyloides ratti
Lineage: Eukaryota; Metazoa; Nematoda; Chromadorea; Rhabditida; Strongyloididae
Product: Nicotinic acetylcholine receptor family and Neurotransmitter-gated ion-channel transmembrane domain and Neurotransmitter-gated ion-channel family and Neurotransmitter-gated ion-channel ligand-binding domain and Nicotinic acetylcholine-gated receptor, transmembrane domain-containing protein
Exons: 4
Coding region: 1-1545 (514 amino acids)
Biological process (GO): nervous system process; signal transduction; monoatomic ion transmembrane transport
Cellular component (GO): synapse; neuron projection; postsynaptic membrane
Molecular function (GO): transmembrane signaling receptor activity; acetylcholine-gated monoatomic cation-selective channel activity
Source: RefSeq, a predicted model, not a curated record